This is a messenger RNA of Helianthus annuus (common sunflower), 563 nucleotides long. RefSeq lists its product as uncharacterized. Gene Ontology annotation, cellular component: anaphase-promoting complex. The record is from RefSeq and is a predicted model, not a curated record. Gene Ontology annotation, biological process: regulation of mitotic cell cycle spindle assembly checkpoint. Lineage: Eukaryota; Viridiplantae; Streptophyta; Magnoliopsida; Asterales; Asteraceae. The transcript is spliced from 2 exons. The coding region runs from base 65 to 364 and encodes 99 amino acids.
AUUUAUAAUUAUUACUGAUUUGAAAUUUGAAAGACCCCUCGAGUCUCAUACGAAACCACCGACGAUGUUGCAGUUUCCGUCGUUCAUGACGCAGUUUCCGACGUCGACGAGGAUGAUUCCGUCGUCGCACCUCCUAGCUCCGCAGUGGCCUAAGCCGCACAGCGAGGAGUUACUCCUUGCCAUUGAGGAAUCUGAACUCGAAGAAAAGUACAAUGACAUCAGGAAGAUAAAUAGCAACCUCAUUGUGAUCGGGAAAACAUCAGUUGAGAAUGACAAAGAAGACUUUGAUGAUGAGGCUGACGAUGAUGAUGCUGACAAUGCAGAAGAGUCUGAAGGGGAUGAAUUUGAACAGGAAACUAGUUAACCUUUUACCUUCGUACCGAUCUCUUUACGUCAAACAGAUUAAGGGAAUAUCUUUACCACUGUCCCGUACUAGGUAAAGCUAUUGUCUAAUACUAAAAGAUCAUGGUUCAGUUACAUAAUAUUCAUCAUCUUUUUCUGUUAGUGUUGUGGACAUUGUUCAUCUAUAGGAAUAGCAAUGAAAAAUAAUUGCGACGCGUGUA